Parasteatoda tepidariorum (common house spider) is the source of this 4032-nucleotide messenger RNA. RefSeq lists its product as uncharacterized. NCBI's taxonomy places the organism in Eukaryota, Metazoa, Arthropoda, Arachnida, Araneae, Theridiidae. The record is from RefSeq and is a predicted model, not a curated record.
CUCUCCAUCCCAUACACCGGCUGCUCGCAAGUGGGUUUGAUCUCCCACUCCCUAAAUGUAAGUGCACGGCCCCACAUCGGAAACCUCCUGUGUGCAGUUUUCGAAGAAUUUUUUUUGUUGAAAGGAAGUUGAAAUCCUUUGUUCGGUAUCAUUCUGCUCACCUUCAUUCACAGAUCGUCUGCCAGGAGAAGCUAAAAAUCGUUUUAGAGUAAAUUUUUUUUCCUUCUCUUUUUCAUCUUGAUAUUCGAUUUUACCGGCUUUGUUUUGAAUGUGUGGAACACUGCGUUGCCUAACUUCUAUGGGUUAAUUUUGUGUGUGGUUCAGUGGUUUUUAAGCUGUUUUAAAUAUGGUGAUAUCAGCUGUUUGGAUUUCUUUUAUAGUUUUAACUCAGCAACUCCAUCCUGCAAAAUCAGAUGAUUUCAGUGUGCCAAACAUAUCUGACUCUUAUAUUCCUACAGUCACACCUUUUGAUAAUGAAAAUGAAUUUAAGAACAAACUCUCUAGUGAAAAUGAAAGUGCGCUAAACUUAAAAACUGAUAGUGAUAAUUUAACAUGUAUUAAUAGUCAUAAUUGUUCCAUAAGCGCAACUACACCUCAGACUUUAUCUACAUUGUCCAAAAUAACAUGGAACCCUGUUCCUGUUAAAGUUUCUCCAGAAGCGACUGAUUCCUUUAUCAGUGCUGAAACUCCUACUGAUAGUUCUCAAUUUUCUGAUGCUAGUCUAGGUGAAAUACAUUCCACUUUGCCAACACCCUUGAAAACCAUUCCUACUCCCAAUGAGAUUGUUGAUCACCACGACGGCAAUGAGCUCGAUUCUGAGGUUAAACAAUCUGAAAAUAACUCAAUUUCUUCAACCAUUUUAACUGAACCAACUGUAUCAACUACUCAGCAAUCUACUACUGAGUAUAAGGAACAAUCGUCUGAUCUUACGACCUCUAAUUCCGUACAAAUGGAAUCUAAUGCUGUUACAAAUUUAGAAACAACGACGCAACCAAACAUAUCGCCCAUUUCGACAAUACCUACAUUAUCAAUAGCCAUUACAAGCGCACAUAGCAACACGCAUGAUAAAGAACAUUUUAAAAGUUCGCCCAUUGUUAAUGAAGAUCUGAACAGUUAUCCUUCCACUAUCACAGAUUCUUCACCGCAUAGCGAACAAGAUGCUGAAUCCUUGUUGCCCAAUGAUCUAAAUCUAAUCCAAACAUUAAGCACUUUGUCAUCAAAGAAACUUAUUAUUGAAAACUUUUCUACUUCAUCAGCUGAAGAAUUAAAUAAGGCAUCUACAGAAUUGCAGCCAUUUGAAGUUACUACCUUAUCAUCUAAGGAACUAAAUAACGAUGAAAUCAUUACUUCUUUAUCGAAAGAACCGAACAAUGAUGAAGUCAUAACUUCAUCUCCCAAAGAAACAAAUACUGAAGAAGUUACUACGUCAAUUAAAGACUUGAGUACCAGUGAAGUUCCUGCAAGUCCGAAGAACUUAAAUACCGAUGGAGUAAAAUUUGCCACUGAAGUUUCUGUUAAUGCGGAAUCCCGUGAAUUUGAAAGUACUUCCACGGAGCGUCUAUUGACUAAAGUUAAAAAUAGCGAAAUUGUUAGUUCAACUGAAACAUUGGGAAGAACUGCAUCAAAAAACGUUCGUUUCGAUGAAAGAUCAGAAACUCCACAGUCAUUAUCCCAUGAGCAAGAUGUUUCGCCAUCAUCGGUUAUUUCUCAAACUGCAGCUUCUGAUACACUUAGGAAAACAACUGCAUCCACAGUAUUAGAUUUAAGUACUGCAGUACCUUUUCUAACUACAGAAUAUGCAAUUGAUGCUGAUGUCUCAACGAAGGGAAGUACUAUAAAUAUUAUGAGUGAAAACAAUACCACAGAAUCCACUCUUUCCUCCGGGUUUACCAAAAUGAGUGAUAUUCAGAGCACUAAUAUAGACAUCGAACUAACAUCUGAAAUGAAUUUUGACAAUCUUGGCACCUCCGAUUCAGAAACUUUCAUGAAUAACCACGUUUUUGAAAUCACCGAACAAAUUUCCGAAGAAACAUCCGAAACAAUCUCAAAUGCAGAUUACUCUGAUCUAUCAUCUAGUAAUUCAGAUUCGGAAAUUGCAACCGAAAAUACUGAAGAAGUAGAAAAUGCAAUGAGCUCAACUGAUAAGGAAUAUAACCUGUCUUCCGAAACAUCAAGAAUUUCAAGUAUCAGUACUCCCAUACCAUUCCUGUUUCGAACACCACACGUAAAUGAUACAAUUGCAACUACCGAUUCUGUUCAGGGUGGUGGAACAAUAUCUGAUGCCGAUACUUCGACUGUUUCAUCUUUUCCUGAAACUACAGAAACAAGUACGAUUUUCGUGAAUGAGAUUUCGUCUUCUGAUUCACCACAAACAGCACGUUCUUUGCCUUCAGAUUAUUUUCAUCCUAUCGAAAAUGUAUCAAAUUCAAUCUCCAGAAACAUAACUCAUUUGUUUGUGGCUGGAGAAUCUUCUACCACUUCCAGCGGUGAACCAUCCACUACCACUUUGGAGCAAGAUGGCAUGUCUAAUCAUAUUCCAUUGAUGGUUUCAACUGAAGAAGAAAGUAGUCUUAAUACUAUAGAAACUACUUUUUCUGAAACGUCAGAUACGUAUUCUACUCUUGUGAGUGAAAUAGAUAGCACUAGUACGGAAGGUUUUUCUGAUGAAAGUGGAAGUUCACAUUUUACCACUACACUCACUGAUACAUCAAGUUCCAAUCUGUUUACCAUGGCCACUCACAGGGAAGGGAAACAUAUACCUUUUAGUACAACCAACUCCAAGGAUAAAUCUGAUGAAAAUCCAUCUGGCGGAGUAAUUGUUGUGACAACUUCAACUUCACAUGAAAUCCAGGUUACUGAAAAAAGUUUGAAAAUGAUUCCUGUUCUGCAGAGAGAAUACGAAGAUCUGACGACAGAGCAGAAAACUAAUAUUAUUACUUCAGUAGUACAGCUGCCAUCAAAUUAUAAUAGCGAUGACAUAGUAAAUGAAAAAGUAGCUCAAAUUCAUCAAUGGAUGCAAAAUGUUUUGGAGAUAGAUUUUAGAAAUAGAACUAAGAAUUAUUUGAGUGACGAGCUAAAAUCUAAAGUGGACGCAGCUGAUAAACAUUCAUUGGAGCUUAUCUAUAUUCAUCCAACCCCUGAAGUGCACCUUUCCAACAUUUCAUUUACUUUUUAUGCUUUUGACAACACUUUAAAUGAAACACUGCCUGCCUACUUUUUGCUCUCUUCAUUAAGAACCAAGUCAGAAGAGUUAUUGUCUUUAGUGAAUGCUAAUGCGACAUAUUUCUACCAUGGACUUCUACCAGAGAAAUAUGAUUUCCUAACAGUAAUCAUAGAAAAGUAUGGUACUAUAGUUGCUGCUACCUGUUUGGCUGCUCUUGUGUUGAUUAUUCUUUUAGUUUGUGUUGUGAUAUACUACAGAAGAAAAACACGUUAUUCCGCCCAUAAUUUAACUAAUACUAAAUUGCACAGAAAUAUGCAAGAAGCGAUGGGAUUGGAUUUGAAUCCUGCUGUUGUUAUAUUACAAGAUGAAUUAAAAGAAAAAGUUAUGAAUGGAAAUAAAGUGUGUAGUUUGGAUGAUAAUGAGGGGUGGUUGGUACCCUUCACUGAUGUGCCCCUGGGAGAAGACAAAGAUGCACCACGUGUCCAAGAUACAAAGCUAUAAAUUAAAAUUCCAUUUUUGUUUGUAUAUGAUGCCAAAGUUACUGUAUCUUGAAUGAACUGUUGCAUGCAAUGUAAAAAAAGGACAUGUUUUAAUAAUUAGUUGUUUUAAAUUGCUUUUUCCCCCCACAUAAAUGUAAUUUUUUUUUUUUAAGUUUCAAUAUGAAUAGCCAUUAAGUAGUAAUGUAUGUAUAUGUAUAUUCAGAAAACUGGAGCCAUUUCGUUUAGAAACAUUGUAUGUCCAAUAAUGGCUAGUGAGAAUUUUUGUCCUUUUAUUUUAUGUAAAAAUGUUAGAAUGUAAUCACAACUGUAAAUAUUGAAUGUGUGUAAGUGCCUUUUUUGUCACAUCUAAUAAAAUGUUUUUUUAAUGUA